AUGAGAUGUAAUUAGGCUGAUCAUUAAAAUUAACAAAUAAUUGGAGUUUGCAUUGAUAAUAAAUGCCAAUAGUAAAGACCUUAUUGUAAUUUUUGUUUGGCUAGUCAUGGUCAACACUUGAACAAGUUAAUAUCAGUUGAGCUUCUAGAUGAUUGGGUUUGUAAAAGAGUACUUAUUAUCAAGAAUGUUGAAUAAAAUGCUUAGGAGUGUAAAUUAGCCCUUGAUAGUCUUUUAAAUAAAUUUAUUAAUUUAAACAAUAUUAAUUUGGUAAAAUUACCUAAAUUAGAACUUUCAUAGAUCGAUAGCAUUAUUAAAUGUUUAAGUUUAAUUGAGUAAUGGGAGAAAACUAUAUUUAACUAGUUCGAAUAAUCUAUAGAAUAAAUUAAAUAAAUAGUAGAAGAAAUUUUGGAAAACCAAAAAAUAUAAACAAGUUUGAGCUAAACAGAUAAUAUAUAAAUUUUAAAGCCUUUAGAGAUCAAAGAAUAGGUUUUUGAAUAGCAAAUAAAUCUACAUUUCAUAAAAUCAAAUCUAAAACCAUUCACUUUUGAACUGACUAAUCAAAAUUCUAUUAAAUAAUAAGAAUAGUGUUAUGCAAUUGCAAUUAAUAAAGAUAACUCCAUUGUGAUAGCAGGGUGUGAUAAGUAAAUUAAAGUAUUUGAUCUCAAAUAAGGGAUAUUAAAUCAAUCAUAACUCUUAAGUGAUCAUUAAGAUUUUGUGUUAACAUUAAACUUUAUGAAAAAAUCCAAUCAUUUUGUAUCUGGAAGUAGAGAUAAGUCAAUUAUAAUAUGGUAGAUGAAUCAGAAUAAUUAAUGGGCAUGCUAACAUAAAUUGGAUGGACAUUCUGAUGCUAUUGAUAGUUUAUUAUUGAAUAAUAAUGAGAAUCUUAUUAUUUCAGGCAGUUAUGAUUCAUCUAUUAAAUUUUGGAAUUAAUAGAAUGGAUGGUUGUGUUAAUAAACUAUUAAAGAUCAUAAAGAAUAUGUCUUUUAGUUAAGUUUAAAUGUAAAGUAAGAUAAAUUGAUAUCUUGUUCAGCUGAUAAAUAAAUUUUAGUGAUUGAAUAUUCUUAGAUGCAUUAGAUAUGGAAUGUGAUUUAAAAAAUAUAAUUAGAAUAAUUUGGAUUUCGAUUGAGUUUUCUAAAUGAUAAUUAAUUCACAUUUUAACCUUAAGGUCAAGAAUAAAUGGAUGUAUAUGAGAUAAAUAGUAGUAAUCAAUAAUUUGUUAAGAUCAAGCAAAUUACUGUUAAAUCUGAUUCAAAUAGUUGUGGUAGUCUUUUUCCAUAAUAAUACUUAAAAUGUAAAUGUCUUUUAGUGAAUAAGAAUGGUUACCAUAUCAACUUUAUAAGGAAAAAAGAAAACGGAGAUUUUGUAACUGAAUAAACUAUUCAAUUUGAUCAUUAUUAUAUUUUUGGUUAAUUAAGUGAUGAUGGUGAAUAUCUAAUCACUUGGGAUUAAAAAUCAAAGGAAAUACAAACUAGAAAAUGCAAAGAAUUAUGA
Paramecium pentaurelia is the source of this 1491-nucleotide messenger RNA. NCBI's taxonomy places the organism in Eukaryota, Ciliophora, Oligohymenophorea, Peniculida, Parameciidae. The record is from the annotation of a GenBank genome assembly.